Messenger RNA from Mastomys coucha (southern multimammate mouse), 5064 nucleotides. It is a transcript of the gene Fam168b, whose product is annotated as family with sequence similarity 168 member B. The transcript is spliced from 8 exons. NCBI's taxonomy places the organism in Eukaryota, Metazoa, Chordata, Mammalia, Rodentia, Muridae. The coding region runs from base 228 to 869 and encodes 213 amino acids. The record is from RefSeq and is a predicted model, not a curated record.
GCGUCCCCGGCUGGCGCGCGGCGGGCGGAAGUGAGGUCGUGGGCUGCGGUGUCUGCGCAGCGUCGGCGGUAGCGGGGGCCGCGGUGAGGCGGGCGGGAGGCAGCGCGGGCCUAGCGGUCGGCCGCCACCGAGCGUCGUCUGGGCACUGCCCGUCGCCGAGCCACACGCCGUGCCGGCUCGGGCCGGCGCGCGCCGGUCCCGGAGGCGCAGGCCACCUUCUUGAAAUCAUGAAUCCUGUUUAUAGCCCUGGGUCUUCUGGGGUUCCCUAUGCAAAUGCCAAAGGAAUUGGAUAUCCAGCUGGUUUUCCUGUGGGUUAUGCAGCAGCACCUGCCUAUUCUCCUAACAUGUACCCUGGAGCGAAUCCUACCUUCCAAACAGUGCUGGAGAUUGAACCCAGGGUCUUGCACAUGUUAGGCUACACUCCUGGCACACCUUACAAAGUGUCCUGUUCUCCAACCAGCGGAGCUGUGCCACCAUACUCCUCUUCCCCCAAUCCUUACCAGACGGCUGUGUACCCAGUGAGAAGUGCCUACCCCCAGCAGAGCCCCUACGCCCAGUUGUCUCUGUUUUCCCCACAGCAAGGCACGUACUAUACACAACCUCUGUAUGCAGCACCUCCUCACGUCAUUCACCACACCACGGUGGUGCAGCCCAAUGGCAUGCCAGCAACGGUCUACCCAGCUCCCAUCCCUCCUCCUAGAGGCAGCGGGGUCACCAUGGGCAUGGUCGCUGGGACCACGAUGGCCAUGUCAGCAGGUACCCUGCUGACUGCUCAUUCUCCAACUCCUGUAGCCCCUCACCCAGUCACUGUCCCCACAUAUCGAGCCCCAGGAACACCCACCUACAGCUAUGUGCCCCCGCAGUGGUGAUUGCCCUGCAAAUUAAUAUUUGAGGAUGGAGCUGUGCAGUCACUUCAUUGAGUUCCACAGCUGGUGCUGCAGGCCUUGUGCCUCCAACCAGGACUUUCUUCUUACUGCUCCGACACUUAGCUAAACAUGACUGCGCCCCAGCCCAGCAGGUCCCAGCUCGAUAGUCUCCAACUAACUCUGGGUUGGUUUUAAAGCAAAUCCUGUUUUGUGGACUGCCUGGCAAAUUUUUUAGCUAACUGUAAUGAUAAAAAAGGGAGUAUUACUCUAUUCUGAAUCAUAUCUAGUUGAAUGCAUGUUUAUAAAAACAAACAAAAACAAAGCUUGCUCAAUCUACCUGCAGUGACUGAUGCAAAACCAUCAUAUGCAAAACCCAAAGGACUGGACCGUGUUCACAGCCUGUCACGCACGUCUGUGAUGUACGCUGAGUCUCAGUUACACUUGUGCAAGGGAUCUCCUCUCUGAAGUGUGGGGAGUACUGGAGAGGACUCUUAGCAUGCUGGGGUUGCCAGUUAUGGACACAGACUUGUAGCUUUCAGCAGCCUGGCUUUUUGGCACUGACUGACUGCUCCUGGAGGGAGCUGCAGGGACUGGGAGAGAGAGAGAGAAAGAAAGAGAGUGAGUGCCUGCAGCAGCUCCAGACAGCAGCAGCAGAGAUAGUGGGGGUCCCUCUCCUUCAUUUCAGCCGGAGUGUGCUCUGGAGAGCAGGGAUCUACCUGAAGCUUAUCAGGAAAUAAAGGAGCUUGGUGACCAGUCCAGCUGGGGUGAAGAAUGGUCUGUGUGUCAGAGCAGGGUCUGCCACCUGAGUUUCCACUGUAUGUCUUACAGGAUAAUGUUCUGUGUGUCUGUUGGGACUGUUGGAAAAGUCCUUUGUAGAAGUAAACUGUCUUCCUUGGAGGGAAGCUGUCAGAGAAGCAGCCACACUGCGGCAGUGCUGUCUUUUGCUUUAUUUCACUUAGGGAACCAUUCCUUUUUUCCCCUGAGAAUAAUUGAGUCAGCUAAAGACACAGGCACUGCUGUAUUCUCCCACCAAGACUUCAGCUGUGUGCUGUGGAGAGUGUUGUACAUUUAAGACUGCUUAUAAGGGAAUAAGUGUAUUUUUAAGUUAGGUCCUCAUAUUUCUUGUAGAGAAGCAGGGCUGUGAUUAUGUCUAAAAAUGUAGAAAGGAUGUAGCUUGUCUUGGGGUCACUCACCUGAGGAUGACCUGCCCUCUGUGACUAGCGGGGUGAGGCCUGGGAAACCUGCAUAAGUGCUUUGUGAGCCUCUUUUGCCACUGUCUCUCCUGUCGAUGAAGGCUCGCAGUACCGAGCAGAUGUGGAAAGCGGAAAGGGCCAGGCAGUUCAGGAAUGCGCUUUCCUGGAAGGCUCUGUGGUGGGAAAGAUUUUGAGUGUGUACAUAAGAAAUCACAAGGGUUCUUUUUGCCUGAGUAUGCCCAACUUGAAUCUGUGAUAGUGUUUCUGUUCAGUGUGGGUCAAAGGGGCAGGGCAUGAGGACCUCUCUGGGGUCUGUCAAUUGGGUUUUUUUUUUCAACCCCAUUGAAUUGCUGGGGCUUUGGUUGGAAGGGGUGCUUGUCUCUGGCAGCUAAGUCGGGGCUUCCAUGUUGGUGUGGAGUUCACCUCAGUAGCAAUCAACUUGGCUAGAGGGUGGGUCACCUGAAUAUGGAACCUUUGGUAACCUUAUUUUUAUAGUAAUGCUCUCCAUAAUUUUCUUUUUAGCAUUUUAUUUUUUGAGAAGUUUAGGAAGAUCUCUGCAUGGAUCAGUGUGAACAGAAGAUUCCUCAUUCCUUAUGUCCAUGAACAUAGAAUGUUUAUGGAUGAGUAUGUUUAAUUGCCUCAUGAGCACUUAAGAGUGUGUGUGUGUGUAUGUGUGUUUGUGAGCAUGUGCGUGUGUGUUUGGGUGUGCGUGUGCAUGGGGGGAGGGCUAGCACAAGAAAGCACACUGCACAGAGAUAGAAACGUUUGCUGUAGCGUGUAGCCUGCAUCCCUGCUUCCUUGUUGGGAUCCCAUCCCUGUGGUGGAUGAUGUGCAGUGUUGGUAGUUCCAAGGUUUCCCAGACUCAGCUGACAGAAGGUGGUUUCCCAGGUGAAUAACCACAGAUCAUUAGAACAAAUGUACCUGUGAUUUUCGUGUGUUUGUAAAAGUCCUCUUACCCACCCCCAACUAAACAUAGCUAUCUCCCUGCCUGGGAAGGGUAGAUUUGUUUGCCAGCAGCAGGAAGUUUCCAAGUCUUUGGGCCUGCUUGCAGCUGCACACAGUGUGUGUAUCCACAGGCCCUGAGUUCUCGGGGGGGGGGGGGGGGGGGGGGGGGGGGGGGGUGCUGCCCUCUUGCUGAUCACAUCAGCUUCACACACUUGCCUCGGAACUGUUGAAAUGGAGUGACUAUCAGACACCUAUGUAUUAUACAACUCGUUUGUGUGGAAAUCUUGUCUGUGUUGAAGCUAUCAGGUCAUCACUAUGGAAUCUGCUGGUGAGAGAUCUUACCAGGUAAAAACCUGGGUAUAUGGAUGGUAGUGAACUGUCACAGGUGGUGACUUUAACAACAUGCAGUUUCAGUAAAAUUAAGGAACAGAACUGGGUCGGUAUUCUAUUACAUGGCUGCACAGGUAUCCCAAAACAUUGAGGAACAUUCCAAGAAAGUGUGCUUUCUACGAGUGUGACAUUCCUGACUAGAGUCCAUCAGCUGAAUUGACAGGCAAGCAGGGAGUCUGGUACCAAUGAGCACUAACAUCGUUGGUAAGGAGACGUCAUAUAUAUAUAUAUAUAUAUGAGCUUAUUUUCUGCUGCCUUCUCUGGGGCUAGGGAGCUUUCUUCCUCUACUGCUGCGAUUUGUAGUUUAGAGUUGUGGAGUAUUAGAACCUGUGAGCUCCUUGACUCUUGAGAAGUAAACCCACCAUCAGGAUUGGGUCAGUUAGGCUACAGGCAUGGAAGCGGCCUCUGGACUGUUGUCUCUGGUGCUGUGCUCUUAUUGGAAGAGCUGUUGAGUGGCUUUUGGCUCCCAGUUGCCAUUCUGAGUAGCGGCUUGGGAGUGUUUUGCAGAGGCAGUGCUCGCAUUGGUUGUUGGGUGUCCUACCUUUGUUCUGAUGGGACAGGAGGCUAGAGGAGCAGACUGGCUGUUUUACAGUACAGUGAGAGGAAAGUCAUUCUCGGGGAGGCUUGAGCUCCCUGGCUUCUGACUUGGGCCUUUGAGUGUGCCUGUAGUUGGGAGAAGUUGACAAGUGCCAGCCUUAAACAUUGGGGCUGCCUCAGAUUUCCUCAGUUCUCCUUCUGAAUAUUGGAGUUUAGCAUUACCUUCUCUCAGCAGCUGACAUCUGUACUUGUGGUGUACCUGGCUCUGUCAGGUAGCGCAGGACCUCCCAGGGUGCAGUGGCAAGCUUGCUAGCUGCUGGGCCUGUCCUCUGGUGCUUUCCAAGGGUUGUGGAGGGCAGGCGUGCAGCGGAGCUAUCUCUCAUGUCCAGCACAGCUCCCAGGUCUUUGCAUUUCCUGAGUUGCUUACUCCUGCCCAGUCUUCUGUGUUUGAUGGAGUGGUUUCAGUAGGAACAGAAACAUUAACUUCCCAUGUCUUAAAGGAUUCUUCACUUCCCUACCCCUCCCUGUUCACGUGAAGAACAGAAAGCCUGUGGAAUAAAUCUGACUAGAAUUAUGGUCUGGGAGGCAGCAGCUUUUCUGUCCAAGGACUGCAGUAGCUAUACAUGAUAUGUGAGGGCCAGUGGGUGGUAUACAGGUAAUUCCCAGGGAAGGGCAGUGGGUGGGUCUGGUGCAGGCUGUGGGGCAAUAUAAUAGACCAGUUGGGUCAGACUGGGAACUGGCUCCCAGCAAGGUGAUUGUGGCAGCUGGAGGCCCCAAGAAGCCUGAUAGGCUGUGAUUGAACAGAAAAGGUUCUUCUUUUUUUAAACUUUUGUUUUUAAAUACUCUUUUUUACACUGUUGUUGGUACUUUUUUUAUGCUUAAGUCGGCAUUGUCUUCCAGUGUUAAAGGCAUCCUUUGCCUCUUCAUGGAACUUAUGUGUCAAAACAAAGGAACGGGCAGACUGUCCAUCCCAAGCCAGUUCAAUUAGAUGUAAAUUCACACUGUUUUAAUUUUUUAUGCAAUCUGAUGAGUAGAUGAGCUCAGAUUUAAAAUCCUUAAAAGCACGUUUAUUGUAACCAGAAUUGUUAUGUAAUUAAUACUGCAGUUUUCAAUAAAGAUUGACUUGUGUUGCA